UCCUUCUGUCGCAGGUGUGGACAUUGUCAACGUCUCCAGCCAACUUGGAAUGAUUUGGGAGAUAAAUACAACAACAUGGAAAACCCCCAGGUCUAUGUUGUUAAGGUGGAUUGUACUACAGAUACACCACUGUGCUCUGAAUUCAGCGUCCGAGGAUACCCUACCCUGAAGCUGCUUAAACCAGGACAAGAGCCUCUGAAAUACCAAGGCCCUAGGGACUUCCAGGCACUGGAAAACUGGAUGUUGGAGAAACUAAAUGAAGAACCAUCUGAUCCAGAAUCUGAUGUGGAACCACCAAAAGCCCCUGAACCUAAGCAGGGAAUGUAUGAACUCUCAGCAGACAAUUUCAAGAUGCACAUAGCAGAAGGUAAUCACUUUAUCAAAUUCUUUGCCCCUUGGUGUGGUCAUUGCAAGGCUUUGGCCCCAACCUGGGAACAGCUGGCUCAAGCCUUUGAGCAUUCGGAAACUGUCAAGAUUGGCAAGGUUGACUGUACCCAGCAUUAUGAAGUCUGCUCUGAAACCCAAGUUCGUGGCUAUCCCACACUCCUCUGGUUUAGGAAUGGUGAAAAGGGUGACCAGUACAAAGGGAAGAGGGACUUUGAUUCCUUAAAGGAGUAUGUGGAUUCCCAACUACAGAGCUCUGGGAAAGAGCCACCAGCAGAUAAACCCACCGAAGCCCCACAGCCACCCACAGAGCCCACCCGUGUUGAGGCUGCAGUGCUUUCUCUCUCUGAAAAAGACUUUGAUGCAACCAUUGCUCGAGGGAUCACCUUUAUUAAAUUCUACGCUCCAUGGUGUGGUCACUGUAAGAACUUGGCUCCAACUUGGGAGAACCUUGCCAAAGAGCAAUUUCCAGGUUUAACUGAUGUCAAAAUAGCCAAAGUAGACUGCACUGUGGAACGUAAUGUCUGCAACAGAUUUUCUGUACGUGGUUAUCCUACACUUCUGCUUUUCCGAGGUGGAAAGAAAGUCAGUGAACACAAUGGAACAAGAGACCUUGAAUCACUGCACAGCUUCGUCUUGCGCCAGGCAAGGGAUGAAUUGUAA
Molecule: messenger RNA, 1047 nt
Organism: Antrostomus carolinensis (chuck-will's-widow)
Lineage: Eukaryota; Metazoa; Chordata; Aves; Caprimulgiformes; Caprimulgidae
Gene: TXNDC5
Product: thioredoxin domain containing 5
Exons: 9
Coding region: 76-1047 (323 amino acids)
Biological process (GO): protein folding
Cellular component (GO): endoplasmic reticulum
Molecular function (GO): protein disulfide isomerase activity
Source: RefSeq, a predicted model, not a curated record